UUCGGAAGGUGAACUUGGUCACGAUGUGGACCUUCCUGGUCGUUUGUGGCGUGGUCGUCCAACACGGAGUGCGAGGUGAUGGUGCCCUCAACAAUGCACUGUUGUACAGAACUACAGCUGCACCCUCGUGUCGCUACAACUGCGGCAGUCACAUGGGAAGCUGUUCCUGCUCCAGCUCGUGUCGGCACUAUGGCAACUGUUGCCAAGACUACAAUUAUUACUGCAGUAGCACAACUCUACAACCAUGGACCACAGGUCAGGCCUCGUGUCGCUACAACUGCGGCAGUCACAUGGGAACCUGUUCCUGCUCCAGCUCGUGUCGGCACUAUGGCAACUGUUGCCGAGACUACAACUAUUACUGCAGUAGCACAACUCCACAACCAUGGACCACAGGUCAGGCCUCGUGUCGCUACAACUGCGGCAGUCACAUGGGAAGCUGUUCCUGCUCUAGCUCCUGCCGGUACUAUAGCAACUGUUGCCGUGACUAUAACUAUUACUGUGAUAGGGCGACUGCAGAACCAUGGACCACAGCCCAGCCUUCGUGUCGUUACAACUGUGGCAGGGACCUAGGAAGCUGUUCCUGCUCCAGCUCGUGCCAGUACUAUGGCAGAUGUUGCUCUGACUACUACUCGCACUGCUACUCCACAACUUACAUGCCAAGCACAGAGGGGCCAUGCGGAGGCUCCAUGUUUGGCUCUGGUGCUUUCUUCAGUCCCAGGCACCCUGACUACUACCACGACAACGCCUACUGUGUUUGGCACCUCAGAUCUUUCCAUGACCAAAGAGUACUGCUAGAAUUCUCAUACCUGCAAUUGGAGAGCUGCUGCAACUGUGACUACAUUUCAGUCUACGACGGACCAUCCAUAAACUCACAAUUUUUGGGAAAAGUAUGCAACGACAACAACAACAACAGCUUGAAUGUUUUCUACUCGACCUCCAACCACAUGACUGUGGUCUUCCGCAGCGACAACUCGGUAGUCGGGAGAGGAUUCCGUGCGGAGUUCACAAGCGCUCUGCCGCAGGACUCAGGUAAAGUCAACUGCUCCUCGGAUUUCAUGAACAUUAAGAUUGGGCGGAAGUACCUGAAUUCACUGGGCUACGACGGCCACAGUCUCUACCUCAAUGACCAGUAUUGUCGACCCCAAAUUUUUACCAAGGAGGUGGUCUUCAAUUUCCGUGUCUACAGCUGUGGCACCAGUCGAAAGUUUGAAAACGGCAGAGUGGUAUAUACCAACAAGGUGCGGGGCUACACCUCUAGCUCCGGAGACAUAACUCGCAAGGCCAACUUAAAAAUCGACGUGGUGUGUCGGAUGGAUCAAUUCUCUGUGGCACAGAUUAUGUACCUGGCACAGAAUCAUGACAACACCAGCAUCACAGGCACAGGAAUGUUCAACACCUCCAUGGACUUCUACACUAGCAGCAGCUUCAACUAUAAGGUGGCUGAAUUCCCAUACAAAGUUUCUCUCAACCAGGACCUCUACAUCCAGAUGGAACUGAGGGGCAGCAGCGGCAGCUACCUGGAUAUUUUCCUUGACACCUGUGUGGCCUCGCCAUCCUCCUACGACUUCCAUACGACAACCUACUACCUGGUCCGCAAUGGGUGUCCCAUAGAUAACACCUAUCACGCGUACGUCAGUGGCAGCGCCCGCUACGCUCGAUUCUCCUUCAAGGCCUUCCAGUUCUUGAGGCACGCAGAGGAGGUUUACAUCCAGUGCAAGGUCCUCCUAUGUCAAGACAACGACUGGAACUCCCGCUGCCGCCGGGGCUGCCUCAAGCGCAAGGCCAGAGAUGUGGGUGCCAAACACGAGAGCCAGACUCUGGUCCUGGGUCCGAUCCAGCUUAUCGACCCGGACAAAAAGGAAGAGACAUCUGCAAAAGAGGAUGCGGUUUAACACGAUCAUCUCUACUUAUUGUAAUUAUAAUCAUUAAUGAAAGUGUGAAACAUACUCACCUUUGAUUAAAGGCUGCAGGAAAGA
Phyllopteryx taeniolatus (common seadragon) is the source of this 1976-nucleotide messenger RNA. It is a transcript of the gene cuzd1.1, whose product is annotated as deleted in malignant brain tumors 1 protein. Gene Ontology annotation, cellular component: cell surface. NCBI's taxonomy places the organism in Eukaryota, Metazoa, Chordata, Actinopteri, Syngnathiformes, Syngnathidae. Bases 24 to 1892 code for a protein of 622 amino acids. The transcript has 17 exons. The record is from RefSeq and is a predicted model, not a curated record.